Molecule: messenger RNA, 892 nt
Organism: Ectocarpus sp. CCAP 1310/34
Lineage: Eukaryota; Phaeophyceae; Ectocarpales; Ectocarpaceae
Source: the annotation of a GenBank genome assembly
UGUUGUUGUUGUUUUUCUUCACGUUAAACUCGUGUCAGUUGCUAAUCCCAAAAUCUAGCAAAGAAUCGAUCCGUGAUCACAAAAAUGCUAGAGUCAUCAGAAGAUCUAAACAACACACACACUAUUAGCAAGAAAGGGUACGCAAGCCCGAGGAGGUACACCUGCAAUCCCUGCAGCACGUUUGCAUGCUCACAACUGAACUACACGCCCACACACUACAAAUCGACUACAGCAGCAGCAUCACCCCCCUUGUCCCGCAUUUACCACAAUGAAUGUUUGUCGACUACAGCCCGUAGUUGUGCCUGCAAGCUGGGCUGUGGGUUUGUUGUACAAAGGACACACAUUAGCAGCCAGCAGUAGCAAGGUUGCAAACGUGUAGCCCUGGUGCUAUCGCUUUGGUCUCCUCGGGCAUUGCUCUAAUUUGCAGCGCAGAUAGAGAGAGGGGAGCGGAGAGUUGCUUGAACAAGAAGUAGUUCGUUCUGUCUUUUGUGACGAAGGUUGGAAAAUUCCAAAUUCGACUCCGCUGCAGCAGCGAAGCGGCUCAUAAUCAAUCAUGGACUCGCAGUUCAUCCCCAAGGCCAUUGAUAUGGUCAAGGAUGCCAUCGCCGCCGACAACAACCAGGACUACGAGACAGCCCUUGGACUGUACAAGAAAUCGCUGGAAUACUUCAUGACCGGCCUGAAGUACGAGCCCAACCCCAUGGCCAAGGCAACCAUCAUGAAGCGAGUAGAAGGCUACAUGAAGCGGGCCGAGACCCUCAAGGAGAUCGUGGAGGAACAGGCCGCAGCUAAGAAUGGCAUGGGCAAGGGCGGGGGCGGGGGGGGGGGAGUGACAAUUUUCUACCUGCCGUGCGCAAGCGACUGUAACGAGUGUGAAACCUUCCUUGCUUGA